UCCUCUGGGUUUAGAAACUCUGCUACACACAGGUCCAUUCGGCAUUCACAGAGUGCUUUGUACACCAUGUCAGUUGGAACCGGGCCAGAACCGCUCAAAGUCCCCCAUAUGGGGCACUUAACAUCUAAGAAAUAAAGUCCUGAAAAUUGAAUUGAAGAUGACAUUAUUUGCCUUAAUCUUUUCUGUAUGCUUGUCUAUAUGUGAUCUUGCAAAGACGAGACAGACAUUUACAGUGAUACAUUCGAAUGGUAGAAUGUUCAGAUAUGUUUUUAUUUCCAGCCACCAGAACCAGACAGUCUGGUUGUCAUGGCAACGUUGUAUGCGAGUAGUGCAUGUCCACCAAGACCAAGCACAAGGACAGUGAAAAGGGAAAUAAAUUGUUGUCAGUAGUGGCUGUGGGUAAUCGCUGUAUUUACCUUUCCUAGCUAUCUCGUUAAAUUGUUUCGAAACUUUGCAUAUUGUGGAGGUGAACAAUCCAUGCACCCGGGAACGUUUACGGUAAGGGGUUCUGGCUGCACGAUUAUUCAUGCGGAUAGGAUGACCUGUUGUUGCUUGCUAGUCUAGCUAGCUACUGUAGCUAAGUUAGUUAGCCAGUUAAAACACUGUCGUGUUGCUAGCUAACCAUAUAGCUUAGAUAUGUCAGGCAACAGUCUUCCGCCUCUGCGAAAUCUACCCCACUGGUCCCGCGUUGGAUGUCUUGACAAGGCUUGCUUUCCACAACCACGGCCUUGCCCGGUCAACCACCUUGAACCGCUGUCCGAUUCACCCCGUGGGGACAGAGGGGGAGAGGUCUCAUCUCACCGCGAUAUGGAUACUCGCGUUGCAUCGCUUCAGAGGAAUAUUCAGUUCCUGCAACUACAGCACAAGGACACUCUUCAGAAGCUACACGGUGAAAUAGAAGACCUCAGACGGGAAAAUAAAGAGCUGCAGUAUAAGCUGAUCAUGGAGCCUUCAAAGUCUUGCAGAAAAGGUAUUUCUUUAGGAUCAAGCCGCAGGAGCACAAGGCCACCAACACAGGGGAGUGAGGCCCAGAUACAGAGAGGGAUCUACCUGGAGCAACCUUUACAAGACACACGCCCAUCUCAAGACCCAGGGCUCAGUAUAGCAGGGGACGGUUGUGUGGCUCACACCUACACUGAGACCGCUGGAGUGGCAAGGCAAGAACACGAGUCAGAGCUGAGGGGAGGCCUCAUCACCUCUCUGCAGCCCCUCCGGAUCCACAGCAGCCCAUCCCAUCCCCCCCGACCCCCCACCCUGCAGGAAUGUGAGGUCAUCAUACGGCAGCUCUACAACGCCAACAGCCUGCAGUCUCAGGAGAUUAUACGUGUGAAGGCUGUCCUCCGAGACAUUGUGUUCAACAAGAAAAUCACUCCUGAGAACUACAUCAUGACAAAGGCCUACCUUGCUGAUGGCACCAGCAAGGCAGAUGUAGAGAGGUUUCCUCAACUAGCACUUCAACCACUUCCCAAGAGAAUGUCUGGGAACCAGGCAGGGGUGACAGAGAGGGUGAUCCUCCCAGCCCUCAAACAGCACCUGAGCUCCAGCAUCGCAGAGAGGCAGAAGAGGACCCAGACUGUACAGAGGAGCAGGCUGAGGAGAACAGUGCAUUGAGAAGGACAAACAGUACAGCAGCCCCAGCCAGCACUGCCGAACCAAAGCCUCUUUAACUAAGAUCAGGACCGGCUCCUAUUAUGGCCAUUGAAGGACUUCAAUUACCACUGACUGAAUGUUAACUUAUAUAAAGUUUAUAUUUCAAUGUACAUACAUUUAUAAUUUUCCCUAUUAAACUUAUUUUGGUGUGUCGUUGUUGGUAGGUUGGUCAAGUUAGUUGAAUUUCAUCUUACGGGAAAGGAUGAUGGUGAUGGAUCUGGUUAAUGAAAACAGGUGAACAGAAAAUUAUUUAUUCUUGAUAACAAAAAAACAAAUUCCCUUACCAGUACAUAAACACACUUCAAAGCUUUACACAGCAAAGUGGUCAGUUAUUGGUUAUACAUUUUCUCACCUCAGAAUUCUUUACAGAACACACCCCAAAUGGGGUGUUGAAACCUCAGCAGCACACCCUAGUGGUGGUAGGGGAGAGCUGGCAUUCCAAGGAGAGGUAGCCCACUC
Molecule: messenger RNA, 2109 nt
Organism: Coregonus clupeaformis (lake whitefish)
Lineage: Eukaryota; Metazoa; Chordata; Actinopteri; Salmoniformes; Salmonidae
Gene: ccdc74a
Exons: 7
Coding region: 637-1611 (324 amino acids)
Source: RefSeq, a predicted model, not a curated record